This is a messenger RNA of Schistosoma intercalatum, 810 nucleotides long. The record is from the annotation of a GenBank genome assembly. Lineage: Eukaryota; Metazoa; Platyhelminthes; Trematoda; Strigeidida; Schistosomatidae.
AUGUUUACCAGAAUUAUAAAUGAUAAGAGAACGGAAGUUGGAAUACAUGAUGAUGAUGAUGAUGAUGAUGAUGAUGAUGAUGAUGAUGAUGAUGAUGAUGAUGAUGAUGAUGAUGAUGAUGAUGAUGAUGAUGAUGAUGAUGAUGAUGAUGAUGAUGAUGAUGAUGAUGAUGAUGAUGAUGAUGAUGAUGAUGAUGAUGAUGAUGAUGAUGAUGAUGAUGAUGAUGAUGAUGAUGAUGAUGAUGAUGAUGAUGAUGAUGAUGAUGAUGAUGAUGAUGAUGAUGAUGAUGAUGAUGAUGAUGAUGAUGAUGAUGAUGAUGAUGAUGAUGAUGAUGAUGAUGAUGAUGAUGAUGAUGAUGAUGAUGAUGAUGAUGAUGAUGAUGAUGAUGAUGAUGAUGAUGAUGAUGAUGAUGAUGAUGAUGAUGAUGAUGAUGAUGAUGAUGAUGAUGAUGAUGAUGAUGAUGAUGAUGAUGAUGAUGAUGAUGAUGAUGAUGAUGAUGAUGAUGAUGAUGAUGAUGAUGAUGAUGAUGAUGAUGAUGAUGAUGAUGAUGAUGAUGAUGAUGAUGAUGAUGAUGAUGAUGAUGAUGAUGAUGAUGAUGAUGAUGAUGAUGAUGAUGAUGAUGAUGAUGAUGAUGAUGAUGAUGAUGAUGAUGAUGAUGAUGAUGAUGAUGAUGAUGAUGAUGAUGAUGAUGAUGAUGAUGAUGAUGAUGAUGAUGAUGAUGAUGAUGAUGAUGAUGAUGAUGAUGAUGAUGAUGAUGAUGAUGAUGAUGAUGAUGAUGAUGAUGAUGAUGAUGAUGAUGAUGAUGAAUGA